GGAAAUUUGGAGAAGGAUGGAAGAGGAUUUUGAUGAUGGAAGACGACUGAGAAUUGCAUGGUCAAAAGAUGGAAGGCCUUUAGAGCCAGGAUUAAAUGCUAAUAUUGAGGUGAAAUUUGCUGACAUCUUCGAUUUUAAAUUUAUUUUCAAGAUAAGCGAAUAUCCGGGUAAACGAUUACAGCUUCAUACAACCUCCAUAUCUGACUCAGGCGAAUACAAAUGCAUAGCAUCAAAUAGAGCCGGACAAUCUUAUGUCAAGUUUCUUGUUGAAAUUCUUUGUAUGCUUUUUUAUUUUUGUCACAAAUCUCCCCUUUUUAUUUAA
Molecule: messenger RNA, 322 nt
Organism: Meloidogyne enterolobii
Lineage: Eukaryota; Metazoa; Nematoda; Chromadorea; Rhabditida; Meloidogynidae
Source: the annotation of a GenBank genome assembly